Amorphotheca resinae ATCC 22711 is the source of this 693-nucleotide messenger RNA. RefSeq lists its product as hypothetical. The transcript has a single exon. Bases 214 to 576 code for a protein of 120 amino acids. The record is from RefSeq and is a predicted model, not a curated record. NCBI's taxonomy places the organism in Eukaryota, Fungi, Ascomycota, Leotiomycetes, Helotiales, Amorphothecaceae.
CGACCGCUAUCCGCGUGAAUUGACAAGUUACCUUACAACAGGCCUGUUGAGAACUUGAAAACCAAGCCAAAAUCAUCGUGUUGAAUGCGUCAUUCUCAGCGCUCCUCUCAUGUAACCUCGAACAUAAAUUCUUGGUACAUGAAAAUGUUGCACCCAGUGCUCCCCUAGAACCCUCCUAUACUUCUCGAUCUUUUACGGUCCCUUCGACAUCAAAUGAAAACGAUUGCAGGUAUUCCAAUGUUAUCAUUGUUUAGACGGUUUGGACAAGUCAAAUCCCAGCGUCGAUAUAAGGCUGGAUACUCCCCGGUCUUCUUUCUGACUCUAUUGUUUUUGUCUACCUUAUAUAAGCCAACAUUUUAUACGCUUGCUAUUUAUAUGUCCAUGUGUGGUAUGCAGAACAGUUUCUAUACAAGUAUGCCUUAUUUUCAAGUGUUGCACUUCUGUUCUUGUUCCAGAACUCGUUACAAACCCGGACUUACACUAUCCCUUGCUGUAAAUAUAUACACCGCUUCUCCCAGGAAGUAUCUCGUUCUUUCAGAUUCAAACCAUCGCAGCUGGUUCGAGUACUUAAAAUAACAGUUCUUGCUGUUCAGAGUAUCCCGUCCCAAUUAUCAGUCUAUUCCUUUCUUUCCCAAAUCUUUCUUACAGCGUCGCUCACCGAAAACCCUCCAAAUAACCAUUCAUCCGAGUGUC